Molecule: messenger RNA, 696 nt
Organism: Lucilia cuprina (Australian sheep blowfly)
Lineage: Eukaryota; Metazoa; Arthropoda; Insecta; Diptera; Calliphoridae
Product: putative gustatory receptor 36b
Exons: 2
Coding region: 1-696 (231 amino acids)
Biological process (GO): sensory perception of taste
Cellular component (GO): membrane
Source: RefSeq, a predicted model, not a curated record
AUGUCUACGGUUUUGAAUAUUUUAAUGACUCAUCACUUUUUCGCUUUACUAAAUGUAAAUGCUCAUUUAGCUGUUGUUAAUGAGGAGCUUAGAAGAAUAUUAAACACGUCUUCAGUUUUAUUUAAACUACAACGUUUAAAGAAAAUCAAACCGGGUGCUCUGAUAACAACAUGUUGCAAUUUAACCGAUGAAUUGGAUGAUUUGGCAUUUUAUCAUUAUAAAUUUAAACUUAUAGGAGAACGAGUUCAACGUUUGUAUGAUUUACAGGGUGCUUGUGUAAUGUUGACUUUAUAUAUGAAUAAUAUUAAUGUGCUCUAUAUGGGCUAUAUGAUAGUACAACAUGAGGAAUUGUCACAGGAGUUGGGUGUCUAUUGGACUUCCAUAAUUGUAGGAAUAGUGUUAUAUUUCUUCUAUAAAGAUUUACAUUUGUUUAUCAUAAACAUGUUAAAUUUUGGCGACAAUGUGCAGAGAACAGCUGAUUUGUUGAGAAAUCGUCAACCCUGGUUGCCAACAUUGGAUGAGAGAUUUGAAAAGAGUUUAAAAGACUUUUCCAUACAAUUGGCUUUAUUUCCAUUGGAAAUGAAAUUGUUGGGUUUAUUUCAAUUUAAUCGUUCCAUGUCAUUUGCCACCUUUGGCUCCACCAUAUCAAAUGCUAUUGUUUUAAUGCAAUACGAUUAUAAAUAUAGUAAGAAUUAA